UUUCCUUGGGAAGACACGGACAGGUCACCGAAGGAGCCAAAUCAAAAUGGCGAGUCAAGAGGAGUCUAUCAGAGAGUUCGUGGCUGUUACAGAUGUGGACGAGGAGAGAGCCCGCUUCUUCCUGGAGUCCGCGGGCUGGAACCUACAGCUUGCUCUUGCCAGCUUCUUUGAAGAUGGCGCCGACGACGACAUAGUAACUCUUCCCCAACCAGAGGGAGGAUCCUCGGUUUCCAGGUCCGCAGGGCCCAGCAGUCAGCCCAGAGUGACUUCCUUCAGAGACCUGAUGCACGAGGCAGAGGAUGAGAGUGACGAGGAGGAAGGCCAGCGGUUUUUUGCGGGCGGAUCAGAGCGCAGCGGACAGCAGAUCGUGGGACCUCCUAAGAAGAAGAGCUCCAAUGAGGUGGUGGAGGAUCUGUUCAAAGGAGCCAAAGAACAUGGAGCCGUGCCUUUGGACCGCAGCGGGAAAGGACCAGAAACGAGCAGGGCAAAGGCCUUUAUUGGUGGAGGUUAUAGGCUGGGAGCAGCUCCUGAGGAGGAGUCCGCCUAUGUGGCCGGAGAGCGUCGCGCCUCCAGCAGUCAACACGACGUCCACGUGGUUCUGAAGCUGUGGAAGAGCGGCUUUAGUCUGGACGACGGCGAGCUCAGGAACUACAGUGACCCUGGAAACGCAAGCUUCCUGGAAGCCAUCAGAAGAGGGGAGAUCCCUCUGGAGCUCAGGCAGCGUGCUCGGGGGGGCCAGGUCAACCUGGAUAUGGAAGACCACCGAGACGAAGAUUACUUCAAGCCCAAAGUGGCCUUUAAAGCCUUUGAGGGUGAAGGGCAAAAGCUGGGAAGCGCCACUCCAGAACUGGUCACAGUUCCGACCUUGUCCCAGCAGGACCAGGCUGCCAUCGAGGCUCAAGCCAGCGCCUCUGUAAACCUCGACCCCUCCCAGCCCACAACCAACAUCCAGAUCCGUCUGGCUGACGGCGGGAAGCUGGUCCAGAAGUUCAACCACACCCACAGGGUGUCAGACCUCCGGCAGUUUGUGGCGGCGGCCCGGCCCACCAUGGCUGCCAGAGAGUUUGUCCUCAUGACCACCUUUCCUAACAAGGAGCUGUCGGAUGAGAGCCAAACGCUGCAGCAGGCCAACCUCCUCAAUGCCGUCAUCGUCCAGCGGCUAAAGUGAGGCGGUCAAUCAAGCAACCCUGCUCUGCGGCCGCGUGGACCUGCUUAGGACCCAAACAUGAACUUACACACAGACUGCUUCAUUUCUGAUUUUCGUUUUUCUUAAAUGAAACGUAACGUUGAGCGUCCCCGCCUCAUCCCUGUCUGCGCCCAGCGUUGAGGCGUUCAGUGCAACCACAGCGGCAGAAUCCCAGAGGAGCCUGCAAAUGCUGCUAAACUGUGGUUUUAGGAGGAAAUCUGUGCUUAGGGUUUCUCCUUCACAGUCCAGCUCUCUGAGAGUCUCUCUAGCUGUUGAGAUCUUCACUGAACCUGGACCAAGUUCUUCUCCUGUUAAUCCCAAUCUGACCCUGUAGUGAUGCUCAAAGUUUGGUCCUAGGUUUUUUAAAUUCUCCUCAUACACGACAGUUCAAAACAGAUGAAAAUCUUUUCCUCACUCUAACUGAUACCAGUAGCCUUAUUUUCCUUUUCCUCCUCCAGAAUCACCCCCCUUCCCUUUGUGGAAAAGCAGAAGGAAUUAUUUUUUUAAACUGCCUUUUUCUCCUAGUUUUCUCUUUUACAGAUUUGUCCCAGUUAGAUUGCAGCGUUUUCAUACAGCCUGAUGUAAGGGGGAAAGCCAGUCUUAUCAGAUGGACGGCAGAACGGACGUGACCGCUGGUUAUUAUCGUAGAAUUUGAAAACACUGACAUCUUCUAUGCAUCUCGGGGCAACACAGAAAUAUGUUGGGACCUCUGAUUAAAUAAAUCCAUUUUAUGGUUGAUGUAUAACAAA
This is a messenger RNA of Oryzias latipes (Japanese medaka), 1935 nucleotides long. RefSeq names its product NSFL1 (p97) cofactor (p47) (gene nsfl1c). Gene Ontology annotation, cellular component: cytosol; nucleus. The record is from RefSeq and is a predicted model, not a curated record. Gene Ontology annotation, molecular function: ubiquitin binding. Gene Ontology annotation, biological process: autophagosome assembly; nuclear membrane reassembly; Golgi organization. Lineage: Eukaryota; Metazoa; Chordata; Actinopteri; Beloniformes; Adrianichthyidae.